AUGAACACAAGAGGUAUCAACCAUGAUGCUAGCAUUGAAGAAAGUCGAGAAACCAUUUCAACCGAAUCACCAGGCCCUUCUAGACCUGCAUCCGCUUUAUGGCGUAAAACUAAAGAUAAACUCAAAGUCACUUCACACAAGUCACACUUUCACAGUGCUGCAAAGGCAAAACAUUACGUAUCUGGCUCAACGGAUGAACGUCGCGAACUUUUGAGCGAAAGUGAGGAUGACCAAGAUGAACAUCAGGAUCAAAAUCAUCCCCAUCAUCGUCAUAUAGAAAUAGAAUCAGAACCAGAAGAAUACAGUUACAAAAUAAACCAUCCAGGAAUGGGUAAACUUGCUAAAUCCGAUGCAAAAAGUCCAGACGAAAUGCUGAUUGAUAUUGAAGAGGUAGCGCAAUUGACCAACUCUAAUAUUGGCAAGAUUCUUUCGCGAGGCGAUCGACUGGAUGAUAUGCAAGGAAAAGCGGCUCGAUUGGAGGAUGUAGGUGGAAUGUUUAAAAAGAGAGCUCGUGUCCAUCAUGCAGCUACUUGUAUGCAAUAUGUAAAGAGUAAUUACCUAUUUGCAAUGUACGGUGGAACAAUGUUGUGUAUGAUCAUUCAUUGUCUUGCAACAGUUCUUAUUUUGGUAUUCACGAGUGGUGCAAGUGUAUCAAGACCACCCACUGGGCCAAAAUUACCUGUACCGAUCGGUGGAUCGCCUCCUUCGGCACCAUUACCGCCAGGACCUGGAACGCCCAGUUCACCACCAUCAAACGGUGGAGGAACUACUGGAAAUCAAGGAGGAUGCCAAUGUGCACAACCUUUUCCCUUUCCGAUGCCGUAUCCAAUGCCGUACCCAAUGCCGUAUCCUUAUCCACCACCACAAUAUCCACCGCCUCAGUAUCCACCGCCUCAGUAUCCACCACCUCAGUAUCCACCACCACAAUAUCCACCACCACAAUAUCCACCGCCUCAGUAUCCACCACCUCAAUAUCCACCACCUCAAUAUCCACCAAGCCCUACAACCCAGUACCCAUUACCUUCAUCAAUAGAAUCCCCAACAAAUCGUACAAACACAACGACAUCCACCACUUUAUGA
Messenger RNA from Batrachochytrium dendrobatidis JAM81, 1080 nucleotides. RefSeq lists its product as uncharacterized. The transcript is spliced from 5 exons. The coding region runs from base 1 to 1080 and encodes 359 amino acids. Lineage: Eukaryota; Fungi; Chytridiomycota; Chytridiomycetes; Rhizophydiales. The record is from RefSeq and is a predicted model, not a curated record.